Emys orbicularis (European pond turtle) is the source of this 6354-nucleotide messenger RNA. RefSeq names its product calcium voltage-gated channel subunit alpha1 C (gene CACNA1C). The transcript is spliced from 46 exons. Bases 31 to 6354 code for a protein of 2107 amino acids. The record is from RefSeq and is a predicted model, not a curated record. Gene Ontology annotation, molecular function: high voltage-gated calcium channel activity. Lineage: Eukaryota; Metazoa; Chordata; Testudines; Emydidae. Gene Ontology annotation, biological process: calcium ion import across plasma membrane. Gene Ontology annotation, cellular component: membrane; voltage-gated calcium channel complex.
UAUGGGAGUCCCCGUCCAGCUCAUGCCAACAUGAAUGCCAAUGCAGCUGCAGGGCUUGCCCCAGAGCAUAUCCCUACUCCAGGGGCAGCUCUGUCCUGGCAGGCUGCUAUCGAUGCUGCCAGGCAGGCCAAAUUGAUGGGUAGUGCUGGCAAUGCAACAAUAUCCACAGCUAGCUCCACGCAGAGGAAACGACAGCAGUAUGGGAAACAGAAAAAACAGGGUACAACCACAGCUACACGUCCUCCCCGGGCAUUGCUGUGUUUAACGCUGAAAAAUCCCAUCCGGAGGGCAUGCAUCAGCAUCGUCGAAUGGAAAUCAUUUGAAAUAAUUAUUUUACUGACUAUUUUUGCCAAUUGUGUGGCCUUAGCUAUCUAUAUCCCCUUUCCAGAAGAUGAUUCCAAUGCCACCAAUUCCAAUCUGGAACGAGUGGAAUAUCUCUUUCUCAUAAUUUUUACAGUGGAAGCAUUUUUAAAAGUAAUAGCAUAUGGACUUCUCUUUCACCCCAACGCUUACCUCCGCAAUGGCUGGAAUUUACUAGAUUUUAUAAUUGUGGUAGUAGGGCUUUUUAGUGCAAUUUUAGAACAAGCAACCAAAGCAGAUGGGGUGAAUUCAAUAGGAGGGAAAGGUGCCGGAUUUGAUGUUAAAGCACUGCGGGCUUUCCGAGUGUUACGCCCCUUACGGCUGGUAUCUGGAGUUCCUAGUCUCCAAGUGGUUUUAAAUUCCAUUAUCAAGGCUAUGGUCCCCUUGCUGCACAUUGCCCUGCUGGUGCUGUUUGUCAUAAUUAUCUAUGCCAUCAUUGGACUGGAGCUAUUCAUGGGGAAGAUGCACAAGACCUGCUACUUCCUGCAAGGCAUUUAUGAUACACCAGCAGAAGAGGAAGCCUCUCCUUGUGCCCCUCAAUCAGCGCAUGGACGGCAGUGUCAGAAUGGCACUGAGUGCAAACCAGGAUGGGAGGGGCCCAAGCAUGGCAUUACCAAUUUCGACAACUUUGCCUUUGCCAUGUUAACUGUGUUUCAGUGCAUCACUAUGGAGGGCUGGACAGAUGUACUGUACUGGAUGCAGGACGCUAUGGGCUAUGAGUUACCAUGGGUGUAUUUUGUCAGUCUGGUCAUCUUUGGAUCCUUUUUCGUUCUAAAUCUGGUUCUUGGUGUGUUGAGCGGGGAGUUUUCCAAAGAAAGAGAGAAGGCAAAGGCUCGGGGUGACUUUCAGAAGUUGCGGGAGAAACAACAGCUGGAGGAAGACUUGAAGGGGUACCUGGAUUGGAUAACUCAAGCAGAAGACAUCGAUCCAGAAAAUGAAGAUGAAGGCAUGGAUGAGGAGAAGCCCCGAAACAUGAGCAUGCCUACAAGUGAGACUGAGUCCGUGAACACAGACAAUGUGGCGGGAGCAGAUAUUGAAGGAGAAAACUGCGGUGCUAGGCUGGCGCAUCGGAUCUCCAAAUCUAAGUUUAGCCGCUACUGGCGCCGGUGGAACAGGUUCUGCAGGAGGAAGUGCCGAGCUGCUGUCAAGUCCAAUAUUUUCUACUGGCUGGUGAUCUUCCUUGUGUUUCUCAACACCCUUACCAUCGCUUCUGAACAUUACAACCAGCCAUACUGGCUUACAGAGGUCCAAGACACUGCCAAUAAGGUGCUGCUAGCACUUUUCACGGCAGAGAUGCUGCUGAAGAUGUACAGCUUAGGUCUCCAGGCCUACUUUGUAUCUCUCUUCAACCGCUUUGACUGCUUUAUUGUUUGUGGAGGAAUCCUGGAGACCAUCCUGGUGGAGACCAAGAUCAUGUCACCGUUGGGCAUCUCGGUGUUGAGAUGCGUCCGACUCCUGAGAAUAUUUAAAAUCACAAGGUAUUGGAAUUCCUUGAGUAACCUAGUGGCUUCACUGCUGAACUCAGUCCGCUCCAUCGCUUCCCUGUUGCUGCUUCUCUUCCUCUUCAUCAUCAUCUUCUCGCUCCUGGGAAUGCAGCUCUUUGGGGGCAAGUUUAACUUUGAUGAGAUGCAAACCAAGAGGAGCACAUUCGAUAACUUCCCCCAGUCCCUCCUCACGGUGUUUCAGAUCCUGACUGGGGAGGACUGGAAUUCGGUGAUGUAUGAUGGGAUCAUGGCUUAUGGCGGCCCCUCUUUUCCAGGAAUGUUGGUCUGUAUUUACUUCAUCAUCCUCUUCAUCUGCGGAAACUAUAUCCUGCUGAAUGUAUUUUUGGCCAUUGCUGUGGACAAUCUUGCUGAUGCCGAGAGUUUGACAUCUGCUCAGAAAGAAGAGGAAGAGGAAAAAGAAAGAAAAAAACUAGCUAGGACCGCUAGUCCUGAAAAGAAACAGGAGAUUGAGAAACAAGCUGUGGAGGAGGAGACAAAGGAGGAGAAAAUUGAGCUGAAAUCUAUCACUGCUGAUGGAGAGUCCCCGCCUACUACCAAGAUCAAUGUGGAUGAUUAUCAGCCCAAUGAAAAUGAAGAGAAGAACCCAUAUCCUACUACAGAAGCUCCAGCAGAGGAAGAGGAGGAGGAGCCUGAAAUGCCUGUCGGCCCCCGGCCACGCCCAAUGUCUGAGCUGCACCUCAAAGAGAAGGCUGUGCCCAUGCCGGAUGCCAGUGCUUUUUUCAUCUUCAGCCCUACCAACAGGUUUCGUCUCCACUGCCAUCGAAUCGUUAAUGAUAACAUUUUCACCAACCUGAUCCUCUUUUUCAUCUUGCUCAGCAGCAUCUCCCUGGCAGCUGAGGACCCUGUCAAACACUACUCCUUUAGGAACCAAAUUCUCUUUUAUUUUGAUAUAGUUUUUACUGUCAUUUUCACCAUUGAAAUUGCUCUGAAGAUGACUGCAUAUGGAGCUUUCCUCCACAAGGGCUCCUUCUGCAGGAACUACUUCAACAUCCUAGACUUGCUGGUGGUCAGCGUGUCUCUCAUCUCCUUUGGGAUCCAGUCCAGUGCAAUCAACGUAGUGAAGAUCUUACGUGUCCUGCGAGUGCUCAGACCGCUGAGGGCCAUCAACAGAGCCAAGGGACUAAAGCACGUGGUCCAGUGCGUAUUUGUAGCCAUCAGAACAAUCGGAAACAUUGUGAUUGUCACCACUUUGCUGCAGUUCAUGUUUGCCUGCAUUGGAGUUCAGUUGUUCAAGGGCAAACUGUAUAGCUGCAGCGAUAGCUCCAAGCAAACAGAAGCAGAAUGCAGGGGGCAUUAUAUUUCGUACAAAGAUGGAGAGGUCACCCAGCCAAUCAUCCAGUCCCGCAAUUGGGAGAACAGCAAGUUCAACUUUGACAACGUCUUGACUGCCAUGAUGGCACUCUUCACUGUUUCAACCUUUGAGGGCUGGCCAGAGCUGCUGUACAAAUCCAUUGAUUCUCACAUGGAGGACGUGGGACCCAUCUAUAACCACAGGGUGGAGAUCUCCAUUUUCUUCAUUAUCUAUAUCAUCAUCAUUGCUUUCUUCAUGAUGAACAUCUUCGUUGGUUUCGUCAUUGUCACGUUUCAGGAACAAGGAGAGCAGGAAUACAAGAACUGUGAGCUGGACAAGAACCAGCGCCAAUGUGUUGAGUAUGCCCUGAAGGCCCGCCCCCUGCGGAGGUACAUCCCUAAGAACCAGUACCAAUACAAAGUGUGGUAUGUGGUGAACUCCACCUAUUUUGAGUACCUGAUGUUUGUUCUCAUCCUGCUGAACACCAUCUGCCUGGCUAUGCAGCACUAUGGUCAGAGCUGUCCCUUCAAACAAGCCAUGAAUAUCCUCAACAUGCUCUUCACGGGUCUCUUCACCGUCGAGAUGAUUCUGAAACUAAUCGCCUUCAAACCCAAGGGUUACUUUAGUGAUCCUUGGAAUGUUUUUGACUUCCUCAUCGUAAUUGGCAGCAUUAUAGACGUCAUUCUCAGUGAAACUAAUCCAGCUGAACAUACCCAAUGCUCUUCCUCUAUGAAUGCAGAGGAAAACUCGCGCAUCUCAAUCACCUUUUUCCGACUCUUCCGCGUGAUGCGUCUCGUGAAGCUCCUGAGCCGUGGGGAGGGCAUCCGGACGUUGCUUUGGACCUUCAUCAAGUCCUUCCAGGCUCUCCCCUAUGUGGCUCUUUUAAUAGUGAUGUUAUUCUUCAUCUAUGCGGUGAUUGGAAUGCAGGUGUUUGGUAAAAUUGCUCUGAAUGAUACCUCGUAUAUAAACCGCAACAACAACUUUCAGACGUUCCCUCAAGCAGUGCUGCUACUCUUCAGGUGUGCCACUGGUGAAGGCUGGCAGGACAUCAUGCUUGAUUGUCUGCCAGACAAGAAGUGCGAUCCUGAGUCAGAGCCAACCAACUCUACUGAAGGCGACCAUUCCUGUGGGAGCAGCUUUUCCAUCUUUUAUUUCAUCAGCUUCUACAUGCUCUGUGCCUUCUUGAUUAUCAAUCUUUUUGUGGCUGUUAUUAUGGAUAACUUUGACUACUUGACACGGGACUGGUCCAUUCUGGGGCCACAUCACCUUGACGAGUUUAAAAGGAUCUGGGCAGAGUAUGACCCUGAAGCCAAGGGACGAAUCAAACACCUGGACGUGGUGACGCUGCUCCGGCGGAUUCAGCCUCCGCUGGGCUUUGGGAAGCUCUGUCCUCAUCGAGUGGCUUGCAAACGCCUAGUCUCUAUGAAUAUGCCACUGAACAGUGAUGGGACUGUCAUGUUUAAUGCCACCCUCUUUGCGUUGGUCAGAACAGCACUGAGGAUCAAAACUGAAGGUAACCUGGAGCAAGCCAAUGAGGAGCUGCGAGCGAUCAUUAAGAAAAUCUGGAAGCGCACCAGCAUGAAGCUGCUGGAUCAGGUUGUGCCCCCUGCAGGCGAUGAUGAGGUGACAGUCGGGAAGUUUUAUGCCACUUUCCUGAUCCAAGAGUAUUUCCGGAAAUUCAAGAAACGUAAAGAACAAGGCCUCGUGGGCAAACUCUCACAGCGGAAUGCUCUCUCCUUGCAGGCCGGGUUGCGCACAUUGCAUGACAUUGGGCCAGAGAUCCGACGGGCGAUCUCCGGAGACCUGACAGCCGAAGAGGAGCUAGACAAGGCCAUGAAAGAAGCUGUUUCCGCUGCCUCUGAAGAUGAUAUCUUCAGGAGGGCUGGUGGUCUGUUCGGAAACCAUGUCAGCUACUACCAAAGUGAUGGCAGGAGCUCAUUCCCCCAGACAUUCACCACCCAGCGCCCUUUGCACAUCAAUAAAUCUGGCAACAACCAGGGAGAUACGGAGUCCCCAUCACACGAGAAGCUAGUGGAUUCCACCUUCACUCCCAGCAGCUACUCGUCUUCGGGCUCCAACGCCAACAUCAACAAUGCCAACAAUACUGCCUUGUCCCGCUUCCACAGCCCACCCAGCUACCCAAGUACUGUCAGCACAGUGGAGGGGCAUGGCACACCCUUGUCACCCACCAUACGAGUGCAGGAAGCCCCUUGGAAACUCACUUCCAAAAGCUCCAGUUCCAGAGACAGCCAGCUGGCAAUCGUUUGCCAAGAGGAAGUAUCUCAGGAUGAGACUUACGAUGAGAAUUUGAAUGAAGACGUAGAGUACUGUAGCGAACCAAGUCUGAUCUCUACUGAAAUGCUCUCAUACCAAGAUGAUGAAAACAGACAACUGACUCCACCUGAAAACAACAAAGGCGAGGGCUCCAGGCAGUCUCCAAAGAGGGGGUUUCUUCGCUCCUCGUCACUGGGUCGAAGAGCAUCUUUUCACUUGGAGUGUCUGAAGAGACAGAAGAACCAAGGUGUAGAUGUCUCCCAGAAGACAGUUCUGCCAUUGCAUCUGGUACACCAUCAGGCACUAGCAGUGGCAGGGCUGAGUCCCCUGCUCCAGAGAAGCCAUUCCCCAACAACGUUCUCCCCCCGGUUGUGUGCCACGCCCCCUGCCGUGCCCUGUAGCCGUGGCUGGCCACAGAAGACCAUCCCGACUUUACGGCUUGAUGGAGUGGAGUCCAGUGAGAAACUCAACAGUAGCUUCCCAUCAAUACACUGCAGCUCCUGGUACUCUGACAGCACCAGCUGCAGCAGCCCUCGGAGAGCCAGGCCGGUCUCCCUCACCGUCCCCAGCCAGACUGGAGGGAGCAGCAGGCAGUUCCAUGGCAGCGCUGGCAGCCUUGUCGAAGCGGUCUUGAUUUCAGAAGGACUGAUGCAGUUUGCGCAAGAUCCAAAGUUCAUUGAGGUCACAACCCAAGAGCUAGCAGAUGCCUGUGACAUGACAAUAGAAGAGAUGGAAAAUGCAGCAGACAACAUACUCAAUGGUAACAGCAAGCAAAGCCCCAAUGGCAACCUCUUGCCUUUUGUUAACUGCAGGAACCCAGGGCAGGACAGUGCAGGAGAGGAAGAGGAAGAGGUGCAGAACCCGGAUUGUAGAAAAAGUCAGGAGGAGCUCCAGGACAGCAGGAUUUAUGUCAGCAGCCUGUAG